Esox lucius (northern pike) is the source of this 1886-nucleotide messenger RNA. RefSeq names its product butyrophilin subfamily 2 member A1. The transcript is spliced from 9 exons. Lineage: Eukaryota; Metazoa; Chordata; Actinopteri; Esociformes; Esocidae. Bases 68 to 1492 code for a protein of 474 amino acids. The record is from RefSeq and is a predicted model, not a curated record. Gene Ontology annotation, molecular function: protein binding.
CAACGGGCUGUAAGGAAUUUUCUUUGAUAAUUCAACUCUGUUAGACCAACCGUCUCCUUCAAGACUAAUGGUGACUGGACCAGAUAGUCUGGGUGUGACUCUGAUGACUCUGCUGAUUCUCCUCCACAGUUUCACCUCUAAGUCUGUGAAGUUUGAGGUUCUGGGUCCAACUGAACCCAUUGUUUCUGUGGCUGGUGAUGACAUCAUUCUGCCCUGUUACCUCAAACCCAACAUCAGUGUUGAGGACAUGACAGUGGACUGGAUGAACCUGGACUACAUAGAUGAACGUGUCUAUCGUUACCAAAAUGGAAGAAUCAUAGAAGUGGAUCAGAUUCCCUCCUAUAGAGGAAGAACAUCACUGUUUAAAGAGGAACUGUGGAGGGGAAACACCUCUUUAAAACUGACCAGGGUACAAGGCUCUGAUGAAGGACAGUAUAAAUGCUUUAUUAAGUCACAGAACUGGUAUGAUGACAUGAAUAUCCAAGUCCUGGUUAAAGCUGUAGGAUCCAGGCCAGUGGUGUCCAUUGAAGGACACAGAGAGGGAGGGAUGGGUCUGGUGUGUCAAUCUGAAGGCUGGCACCCUGAACCUGAUCUGGUGUGGCUGGACAGUAAAGGAGUCAGUCUCUCUGCUGGACCUGCUGAGACACACAGAUACUUUAAGGGAUUCUACACAAUCAAACAACAUGUCAUUGUCCAAGAGACUGACACCAACCUCUUUACCUGUAGAGUCCUACAAAGACAAAUCAAUGAGGAGGUGGAGACAGAGGUUCACAUCCCCAGUGAGUUGUUUGAUUACACAACUCCAUGGAGGCGGUCCUUCAUUGUGUCAUGUUGUUUGGGUGUCAUCACUGUGAUUGGCUUAGCUCUGGCUGUCUACUACAUCAAUGACCUCAGGAGGAAAAAUGAUUAUGUAAAGAAAAACUGGAGUCCAGAUUUUGAACUCUCAAGAAGACAUACGGUGGAUGUGACUCUAGACCCUGAUACUGCACAUCCACGACUCAUCCUCUCUGAUGACGGGAAACAAGUGAGACUUGGAAACAUAAAACAGGAUCUCCCUGACAACCCAAAGAGGUUUACAUGUUAUCCCAGGGUCCUGUGCAAGAAGGGCUUCUCCUCAGGGAGAUUCUACUAUGAGGUUCAGGUGAAGGAGAAGACUAGAUGGAUUUUGGGAGUGGCCAGAGAGUCAGUUGACAGGAUGGCGGGGAUAUUGACACCUGAUGGUGGAUACUGGGCUAUGAGGCUGAAGGACAGAGAGUAUUGGGCUCUCGAUGUCACCCAUUUCCUCCUCCCUCUGAGAGAGGAGCCCCAGAAGGUGGGGGUGUUUGUGGAUUAUGAGGAGGGACAGGUCUCCUUCUUCAACGUGGAGGCCAGGUCUCAUAUCUACUCAUUCACUGAACAAACCUUCAAUGAGAAACUUCAUCCAUUCUUCUACACUGGUUGUGACUCAGCUCCACUGGUCAUGUGUCCUGUAGAUGUCUCUGACCUGUUUUAAAUCAAUCCAUGAUUGUGAACAUUUGACAAGACACUGAAAUAUGAGAACAUUUUUGUGAGACCUUUGAAGUUUCUCAUGGCCAUACUUAUAACAGGGUUUGUUAAGUCUCUGUUCUGUUGUGUGUUUCUAUCAGCAGCAAAUGUUUAAAUGUGUAAAUACUCAUUUGUUAAAAACCUUCAUUUGUAAUCUGACAGACUAUUAUACUACUUCAUCAUUGGUCAUCCAUCUAUAUCCCAUCUGGUUCACUCCAUUAAGUUCAUACAAUAUACAAUACUUAUAUUUAGCUUCUCUUUAAUUCAGAUUUGAUAGAUACAUACACUACCCCAAAAAAUUAAGGGAACACAUAAUCAUCACAGUAUAACACCAAGUCAAUUAAACUUCAGGGAUAUCAAUC